This is a messenger RNA of Symbiodinium necroappetens, 2631 nucleotides long. The record is from the annotation of a GenBank genome assembly. Lineage: Eukaryota; Dinophyceae; Suessiales; Symbiodiniaceae.
AAGGAGACAUGGUCCAAAGUGCAGACUACGCUUGAUGAGUUGCUGGGUCCUCAGCUCCUUGAGAACGAGGACCUGCCGAAGCCCUUGACUGACUUAGUCAAGCGAAAUCGGAGGGUUCUGGCUAUGGUGGAGCUGCCUCAGAAAGUGAAGCAGAGGUGUGGGAUCCGGAUAACUGGGGGGAAUCUGCAAUCCAGCUGGAAGGAUGAAACUCGGACAGUGUCGGACAUGCUGAAAGAUCUCGAAUGCUGGUAUCAGUCCGGGCGCAUGCGUCCUCAGCCGGGAUGCCUGAAAGUCCUGGAGGUCUGCUUGCCGGGAACACCCUCCAGCCUCGGCCCUUCUGCUUGCGCGGCGUUCUGUCGCUUUCUCACCGAUGGGCGCGCCGUUCACGUGGCCACCAAACUCGACUUUCCGGAUGAGACGACGAUCCGCAGGAUCGUGGAGCAAAAUUGGUGCGAACCCAGUGUCCAAGGCCAAGGCGUAAAGCCAGAUGUUCAGGUUGCACGUGAUGUGUCCCAUGUUUACCAGAAACUCCAGGCCCAGCCUUGCGCGGGCAACUGCCUUGACAAGCUAGACAACAUGACAGCGUUGCUGACGAGCUGCACUUCAACUCCCUUCCUCGGCAUUGUGUAUGGUGGGAAAUCAGGUGGCAACAAUUGGGGUUACAUGGCGACCAGCUGCAACAACAGCAAGAAAUCAUGGAUCUCCGAGUGUUGCUAUUGCUAUUUGGAGUUAAUGCCUUCCUCAUCGGCUUCACGUGGCCUGAACCGUGAUGCCUUCCGCCAGGGCUGCGAAGACAGUAUACGUCAGUCAAUUACGGCAUUUCCCGACGGAAGCAAGGACUGCUGCAUCGAGCGAGCAUCCUUGAUUGCUAAGACGAUGUCUGAGAAAGCACAAAUGUGCUGUUAUGCAAUCUGCAAGCGCUGCCCAGGGGGGUUCGACCAGUGGGCCUACAAAGGCCCGGAAUGUGGUGGUCACCGCUUCCACGAGUGGCGCGACACGAGUUCGGGCAUCUUUGGGCUGGGCACUGUAAGCCACUGCUUCGUCGUACAGCUUUACUGCGAUGCUGAUGGCUGCCUUGCACGAGGCUUUCGCUUCUUUACAGUGUCAGCACGGUACCAGAUUCAGCAGGGACACUGGCAGCCGGAUGUCUACUUUGGCCUCUGCACUCCUCGACAUUGCGAUGAGGGCCACGUAGAGGUGAGCCUGGCCCCAGCAUACUUGGACUUCCUCCUACGCUUCGAGGGUUUCACCGGGCAGCUGUUCGACCUCGAGGUAGAGGCCUCCGACUUCUCGCUUCGCUGGCCAUCAGCUCACUGGCUCUGGUUGUUGCUGCCGGCCGCGUUUGGCACCGCUUGCGACCUUGUCUCGUGGGGCCCUGGCAAGGACCUCGGGCUCAGGUGCCAAAUCUCCAGGCUUUUCCAGCUUCCUCUUCAAGGCCACUUGGAGGCUGUCUCUGCUUUGAGAGCAGUGGGCACGCUGGCCAUCCUGGGGUACCACGUGUUUUUCUUGAAGCGAGACCUCGCUAAGGUCGCAUCCAUGCCAUGGCUCGCUCGCCGGCUGCAGCACCUGUGCAUCCUCUACAGCUCUGUCUUCUCUGCCAUUUCGGCGCCACUGGCUGAACAAAUGGGGCAGUACAAGGAUUCAGUAUUCCUGAUGAACCGCUCUUUCGAGGAGCAACGCCGCCGUGGUGGGGGUGCUGGGGCAUGGCUCCGCUGGGGUGCUGCCCGACUCUGGCGGAAGGCCCUUCGUCAGGUUCCUCCGCUCCUGUUGGCCUAUGCGAUGUUCCAUCAAGGUCUGCCGCUCCUGCCAUUGGACGUUGCGACACGUGCCUCCCUCGAGGGCAAGAAGCGGCUCUGCUCGAGCUUCGAGGAUUCCUUCAACCCGGAAUGUUGGAACACCUUUGCCAACUGGGCCAUCCUUCGCGAUGCGCAGCUCGAUGUUGCCAUGUCUGUGCUACUAGUUUUUCGGGGGAUCGUCGGCGAUCUUCUGGGCUUGGCGCUGACGGGAGCUCUGCUGGCGGUCGCUCUGCACAGCAUCCUCCAAGAAGACCUGGGUGAUGAGAAUCUUCUUUGGUCGCUGCCGUACCGGCGCCUCCCGGAGACUUUGAGCACCAUGAUCAUGGCAACCUGGCUUCCGUCUCCGCGCUGUCCUGGCUCCUGGACACUGGCUCUGGCAGCUGGCCUCUUGGUGCUUACAGUGCAAUGCGACUGGCUCGUAUCGAGCCAAGAUGAGGUGGCCACUGUGCAGCUCGACGGUCGCAAGCGUGCCAUCGACAUGCAGGCCCGGCUCAUGUUGGUCUUUGGCUGGGCGCCGCUUGGCGCCUCGGUGCUGCUUUUGGCCAAUGCGGAAAGCAAGAUGCUGAAGGUCAUGGCUGGCCAUUGGCUUUGGGGUACGAUAGGUUCACAGCUGUCCUUGCCAAUGCUCUUGGUUCACAACGUGCUGUUCGUGGUGAUUGAGGGGGCGGCGCUGCCUGGGCCUUCCUGGGAUUACCCCUUCUCGUGCAUGAUCUUCUUCUCGCUGUUGCUGGUGGUGCUCUGUGCCUCCUGGCUGCUGUCCGCCACGAUGCAGCUGCUGUUUCUGGGCCCAGUCUACGAGCUGCUGAGGAGGCCGGUGGCAUGGGCCGAUGAGUAG